GAGAAAGGGAAAUAUUAGAAGAUCUACUAUUUACUCCUGGGGGGAGGAGGGGGAUAGGCAAAGCCACGUUACUUACAGGGACAUUGAGAGACACAGAGCCCGGUCCAUAUAGCAGAAGGCAGUGAGAGGGAGGACAGAGAAAGCCAGACAGCUGUUCAGGCAGCAGGAAGACAGCCCUGACCUACAAACCGCGGCAGAUUUGAAGAUCCAGGAGCCUCUCUCCAGCCAAACCCUGCCUGCUGCCUUUAAGGGUGCUAUAUCUACAUUCCCCCCUCCCCGGCCGGUCGGCGACCACCAGCCGCAGUCAUGAUGAUGAUGUCCCUGAACAGCAAGCAGCCCUUCAGCAUGGCCCAUAGCAGCCUGCAGGACGAGCCCAAAUACUCCCUGCACUCCUCCUCCCCGCACUCCUCAUCCUCGGCCACCAGCUCCCCCAGCAUCAGCAGCGGCAGGACCAGCUCCGGGGGUGGGGGCAGCAGCUCGGAGGCGAUGAGAAGAGCUUGUCUGCCCACCCCACCGAGCAAUAUAUUUGGAGGUCUGGAUGAAAGCUUGCUGGCCCGUGCUGAAGCUCUGGCUGCGGUGGACAUAGUGUCUCAGUGCAAGAGCCAGCACCAUCACCACCACCACCAGCCCCACCACAGCCCCUUCAAGCCCGACGCUACCUACCACACCAUGAACACCAUCCCUUGCACCUCUGCCUCCUCGUCUUCUUCAGUCCCCAUCUCGCAUCCUUCUGGGGUGUCUGGCUCCCACCAUCACCACCACCAUCACCACCACCACCACCAGCCUUUGGAAGGGGAACUGCUGGACCACAUCACCCCUGGCUUGACGCUGGGGGCCAUGACUGGACCUGAUGGAUCUGUGGUGUCCACUCCAGCUCACCCUCACAUGGCCAGCAUGAACCCCAUGCACCAGGCUGCACUGAGCAUGGCACAUGCCCAUGGCUUGCCAUCCCACAUGGGCUGCAUGAGUGAUGUGGACGCAGAUCCAAGAGACUUGGAAGCCUUUGCUGAGAGGUUCAAACAGAGGAGGAUCAAACUUGGGGUGACCCAGGCAGAUGUGGGAGCUGCUCUUGCCAACCUGAAGAUCCCAGGAGUGGGUUCCCUCAGCCAGAGCACCAUCUGUCGUUUUGAGUCCCUCACCCUCUCCCACAACAACAUGAUAGCCCUCAAGCCCAUCUUGCAAGCCUGGCUGGAGGAGGCUGAGAAGUCCCACCGGGAGAAGCUCACCAAGCCAGAGCUCUUUAACGGGGCCGAGAAAAAGAGGAAAAGGACCUCCAUAGCGGCUCCAGAGAAGAGGUCAUUGGAAGCCUACUUCGCCAUCCAGCCUAGACCUUCCUCCGAGAAGAUAGCAGCUAUUGCUGAGAAGCUGGACCUUAAGAAGAACGUGGUCCGAGUCUGGUUCUGCAACCAAAGGCAGAAGCAGAAAAGGAUGAAAUAUUCAGCUGGGAUUUAAAGUA
Pelobates fuscus (common spadefoot toad) is the source of this 1456-nucleotide messenger RNA. It is a transcript of the gene POU4F2, whose product is annotated as POU class 4 homeobox 2. Bases 307 to 1452 code for a protein of 381 amino acids. Gene Ontology annotation, biological process: regulation of transcription by RNA polymerase II. The record is from RefSeq and is a predicted model, not a curated record. Gene Ontology annotation, molecular function: RNA polymerase II cis-regulatory region sequence-specific DNA binding; DNA-binding transcription factor activity, RNA polymerase II-specific. The transcript is spliced from 2 exons. NCBI's taxonomy places the organism in Eukaryota, Metazoa, Chordata, Amphibia, Anura, Pelobatidae.